Messenger RNA from Aplysia californica (California sea hare), 1117 nucleotides. Its product is annotated as integumentary mucin C.1. The record is from RefSeq and is a predicted model, not a curated record. NCBI's taxonomy places the organism in Eukaryota, Metazoa, Mollusca, Gastropoda, Aplysiida, Aplysiidae.
GGUCCGAAAGGAGGUGUUCAUGUGUGCGACGAGUGACAAGUUCCUGACCGACUGUGAGAUGGGAGUAACAGCACCGCUGUACGCUAAGAGCAACUUCACACAGACUAUGUGUGAGGAGGUGCACAAGGAAUACCGUGAAAGUGAAGAAUGUCUCCAGUCUCUAAAGGAUAUAGUGGGAUUCUGCAUUUCAUCCAGCAUGAGGCCAGACGCUUCCCAGUCGCUGUGCACAGCGAUGCUCAACACUCAAAACUGUACCCUCGAAGUCGUAAAGACUUGUGGCAUCAACGCCAAGUGGGUGAUCUCAAAGCUCCUACGCAGCUACUUCAAACCCUUUGAGCAAUGGCACGGCUGUCCCUCAACUAUGCAAGACGUGAAGACGCCGAGCCCGACCACCCCAACCACUACAACCACCACCACCACCACCACCACCACCACUACCUCAACAACAGAGUCCACGACUACAAAGAAAGCCACAGAGGAAGAUAAGUCCGAAACAGACUCCUCAGAGACGGAUGGAAAAGCGUCACAAUCAAAAGACACUGGGAACGCAUCAACAAGUGUGACUGCUAGAGGUCCAUUUGUCCUUCUCUUCAGUUGGCUGGCAUCUGUCUAUGUUCCGAUGAAAAUAUUUCCAUUUUGAUGUAAGCCUAUACUUUUGUAAAGGUCUAAGUGAUGUCCCCAUUUGUUUUCCUCUUCAGUUGGCUAGCAUCUGUCUUUGUGUCGAUGAAAAUAUUUUCAUUGUGAUGUAAACUUACUGCUUUGGUAAAGAACUUAAUGAUGUCCCCAUUUUGGAACUUACUAUGCAUAUUCGGGGUCUCCACUCUUUCCAAUUUGUGGAUAGUAGUGACGUAAAAAAACCAAAAAAAACAAAGGCAGCAAAUAUACGCAUUCCAAAAUCAAAAAAGUAAGUGGGAUAAAAGGAUGCUCAAAUAGAGGGUGCAUAACAUAAGAUCAAAAGGUGAGAUAUUCUAAUGAACAAUGGGGUGUCUUAAACAGAUGGACAAAAUAUAUAGAGGAACUUUUCAAAGACAAUAGAGGAGAAAAGCCUGAAAGAAAGAAAGAAAGAAAGAAAGAAAGAAAGAAAGAAAGAAAGAAAGAAAGAAAGAGAGAAAGAAAG